GUCACUUUGUCAACUUUUUAGAAAACGGAAGAUAAUACUUGUUAUAUACGGCUCUAUUCUUCGUUAAAGGCGAAGCAGGAUCAAAAAGAGACGAAAUAUAUCAAAAUCACAAGUUGGACGUGACUAGAAAUACCACUGAUUUUACCGAAGAAAGACAUCAUUAGAGUCAUCCAUUAUCCCAUUUUGAUCAAUUGUGACGUUUGCCGAUCGUUAUAUGGCAUUUAUUGCUUGAAGUCAUUAGCAAAAUUUAUGGACUGCCGAUACCGUCUGUCUCUUCGGCUCUAACUACGCACUCGAGAACGAUGGAGUUGAUCCUCCAAGAGCAAGGUUCUGAUUCAGUGACCAAAAGCCACAAUGGCAAAGGGCGGCCACACCAAGGUAGUAAAAAUAAACGCCCAGAGAAGAACACAAUGAAUCCUCUCCAGGCUGGAAUCCGAGAUUUCAUCGCACAUCUCUCGCAGAGUGUACUUCAAAAGCAUGAACUGGAUUCUGAAGCGCUCUUAUCAUCUCUCCCAAAAAGAUUUACUGUCUACGAACCGAUGCUCCUCCUGUCAGCAAAUGCUUUCAAUGCUCCUCCAGCUUGGGGUAUGCUAUACACUAGUAUGGAUAAAAUACAACGGACGGCUCUUUACGAAUCAAUUGUGAAAUCCUUCAGCAAAAUGGGCGUGACCCAUAUUGCAAUGAAUGCCCCGAUUGCACUGAAAGAUGCGCACGGAAAAGAAAACAGAAUGCGAAGUCCUGUUGGGCUAGUACCUCUCUAUGGAGAUUUUGGCCCCUUACCUUCGGGAAAUGGUGAGGACACGCAGCCCACAGAGGCGGAUCUUCAGAAGGCAUUCUGGGUGCGGACUAUGCAGAACCAUGGGAUUGUUCAGAUUUGGGCGCCCCUGUACACUAUGUUUUCUCGAGGAAACAUUACUGAGAAGGCGCGCAUAUUGGGUCAAGGAGCAAAUUUCGAAGGACUUGAUUCAUCUUCUCUCCAGGGAGAGGACGUUGAAGAAAUCAGUGUCGUUGAUAUGUAUGCGGGUAUCGGCUAUUUUGUCUUCUCGUACCUCAGAAGAGGGGUCAAGAGGGUCUGGGGCUGGGAGAUCAAUGGAUGGUCGGUUGAGGGCCUGCGAAGAGGCUGCGUGGAGAAUGGAUGGGGCUGUAGGGUUGUUAAGAUACAAAAUGAAGGGAAACCGGAUAUUGCCAUUCCUGAUCUUGUCGAAAGUCUUUGCGAUACGGAUAGGGUUGUGAUAUUCCAUGGUGACAACAAGUUUGCUGCAGACAUAUUGCACGAAAUAAGGAGUAUCAUGGAACAGGGAAAUAGGUGGAAUAGUGUUAGGCAUGCCAACCUAGGCCUUCUUCCUUCAUCCCGCUCGGCUUGGGAGGGCGCCUGUAAGAUGGUCGACCUACGAAGAGGAGGUUGGGUCCAUGUCCACGAGAACGUGGACAUUCAUGAAAUUGAUCAAAAGAAGGAGUACAUUGUUUCUGAGCUACAGAGGCUGAGAUCCAAGGCUCAUCAUGAUCAGACCUCAUUUGUCGAGGGAGUUGUUGAAUGUCGUCAUAUAGAGCAGGUGAAGACGUACGCGCCAGGAGUCAUGCAUUGUGUCUUCGACGUGGAGUUAUCAUGA
Molecule: messenger RNA, 1610 nt
Organism: Monascus purpureus
Lineage: Eukaryota; Fungi; Ascomycota; Eurotiomycetes; Eurotiales; Aspergillaceae
Source: the annotation of a GenBank genome assembly